AUGAAAAUGUCUACAGCUACAGACGAAAACUAUUGCCAUGAGUGCGUGAAUAGCGAGGUAAAUAGGAAUGACAGUUCCACAAUGAUAAAUGAUAAGGACAUACCCAAUACUGCUGCGAAUAAUGACACUCUUAUAUCAUUUGGUGAUUAUAUAAAUAAAGCACUACCACUUCAUUUGCAAAAACUACUUCAGGAACAUUACGAGAAUUUUGAUCCGGCUCCCCAUUUUCUCUCUGAGUCAUCAAAGGAUGAUAUAGAAAAUCAUUCUUCAUUCAUACUAAAUGAUAUUCCAAUGUUACAAACAACUUUAGUGCAAUAUUUACAAAGGCAACAAGAUCAAGGAAUCGCUGCCUCUAUAAGCAAUUCUCAAUCUUUCUCAUCAUGGUCGUUUGCACAGGGACUCAUUGUAGGACAAAUAUCCGUCGUUGUGGCACUAGUGUUCUUCAUCAAAUUUUUUAUCUUCGGUGAUUCUUUUAAACAAAAUAACCCCAAGAAUCCUUCCACUUCGACAUCUUCAUCACGUCAGUUUAUUUCAUCCCAGUUUUUUUCCUCCAUUAUGAAAAGAGGAGGUAAGGACCAGCUGGAUUUGGCAGAUGAUAUUGAGGGGGAAAGAUCACGUCAAAUCGAUACCAUUUUGGAGAAGACAUAUUAUAAUGUAGACACACAUCCGUCGGAAUCGUUAGACUGGUUCAAUGUCUUGAUUGCACAAACAAUACAGCAAUUUAGGGAGGAAGCUUGGCAAAAGGAUAACAUAAUGCACUCUUUGAAUAGUUUCAUUGAGAGAAAGGCACCAGAGCUACCGAGUUAUCUGGAUGAUAUUAAGAUUACCGAAUUGGAUAUAGGAGAUGACUUCCCAAUCUUCUCGAAUUGUCGUAUUCAAUAUACACCCAAUUCCAAUAAAAAAAAGCUUGAAGCCAAGAUUGAUAUAGAUUUAAAUGACAGAUUGGCUGUUGGCGUAGAAACGAAACUACUCCUUAAUUAUCCGAAACCGAGCAUUGCAUCGUUGCCAAUUAAUCUAACUGUAGCUAUAAUCAGAUUUCAGGCUUGCUUAACUGUUUCUUUGACCAAAGCAGAAGAGUUUGUAUCAAUAGCUUCAUCGGAUGAUGACAGUGAUACAGGAUAUUUUUUGAUUUUCUCUUUUGCUCCUGAAUAUAGGAUGGAGUUUGAAACGGAUUCUCUAAUCGGUGCUAGGUCGAAAUUAGAAAACAUUCCGAAGAUUGGUAGAGUGAUUGAGUACCAGAUCAAAAAAUGGUUUGUGGAAAGAUGCGUCGAGCCGAGAUUUCAAUUCGUUAAACUUCCUAGUAUGUGGCCCAGGAGCAGAAAUACACGAAAAGCAGAAUUUGAUGACACAGAAUCUCCAAAGGACAAUUAA
This is a messenger RNA of Zygotorulaspora mrakii, 1371 nucleotides long. It is a transcript of the gene MMM1, whose product is annotated as ERMES complex subunit MMM1. Gene Ontology annotation, cellular component: endoplasmic reticulum; ERMES complex. The transcript has a single exon. NCBI's taxonomy places the organism in Eukaryota, Fungi, Ascomycota, Saccharomycetes, Saccharomycetales, Saccharomycetaceae. The record is from RefSeq and is a predicted model, not a curated record. Bases 1 to 1371 code for a protein of 456 amino acids. Gene Ontology annotation, biological process: phospholipid transport; mitochondrion organization. Gene Ontology annotation, molecular function: lipid binding.